Suillus fuscotomentosus is the source of this 1767-nucleotide messenger RNA. RefSeq lists its product as uncharacterized. NCBI's taxonomy places the organism in Eukaryota, Fungi, Basidiomycota, Agaricomycetes, Boletales, Suillaceae. The coding region runs from base 1 to 1767 and encodes 588 amino acids. The record is from RefSeq and is a predicted model, not a curated record. The transcript has 6 exons.
AUGGCCCCUCGACGAACAGUCUCUCAACCCCGAAGGAUAUCCGCUAAACAAAAGGCGCCGCCACGACCAAAAAAGAACUCGUCGCUCAACGCCUCAGGGCGCGACAUCACAACCCAACUCGGUUUGCCUCAAGAUCGCCCUCAAACACCCGAAUCUGUACAUCGCCCCCCCAGCAUGGAUGCAAAUCAACUCCCUCCCUUCCAGCCCCAACCCCAUUUCCCGCCCUCAUUCGACCCGCAGGAUUAUCUAAUGGGGGGUGGCUAUGAGCCGCCCCAAGACCACUACCAACCUCAAGACCACUACCAGCCGCCUCAAGACCACCACCAGCCGCCCCAAGACCACUACCAGCCUCAAGACCACUACCAGCCGCCCCAAGACCACUACCAGCCUCAAGACCACUACCAGCCACCCCAAGACCUUUACCAGCCACCCCAAGACCUCUACCAGCCGCCCCAAGACCACUACCAACCUCAAGAGCACUACCAGCUGCCCCAAGACCACUACCAGCCGCCCCAAGACCACUACCAUCCGCAAGACCACAACCAGCCGCACUACCAGCCGCAAGAUCACAACCAGCCGCAGGACCACAAUCAGCCACAGGACGACUUCCGGCAGGAGGGGUUCGACCAGGGAGGGUUGGAGCAGGGAGGGUUGGAGCAGGGAGGGUCGGGGCAGCAUGGAUUCCAGCCGCCGCCUCAACAUCAACCACACGAAGGCGACGAUGCUCGACCCAUGCAUCAAGAACUCGACCUUCACGGCCAUGGCGUGCGACGACAUAUGCGCUGGAACCUCGGGGACGCUGGUGUCCCACGCGCGCAGCCACGUCCUCAAGUCAUCGGUGUCGCACUUCCUCGCGAGAGGGAAUCUGAAUGCGGGGAGUUCACUCAAGGGGUCAUUCAUGAACUACGUACAUCGCAAAGUGUUGGCCGGCACGGAACGCGUCCGGUCAACCGGCACCUACCUCCAAUGCCAGUACCCGCACCUGCACCUGCACCUGCACCCACACCCGCACCCGCACCCGCACCACCCGAAACCACCUCUAACAACGAGGUUCCCGAUUCUGUUUUCGCCAUAGAACUCGACAAACCCACCAUCAAUUCCAUCAAACUCUCUACGAAAGAAGAACUACGUCGCAUGAUGAUGCAAGGGAGGGACGCCGUGUUGCCGACACGAAAGAAACGAGGCGCUGUCUUAGACAGAGCCCUCAAGAAGGCACGCAUUUCAAUAAUUGGUCAAGUUUGCUAUAAACCAUUCGAAAAAAAGGCCGUUCGCGAAGAGCUCAUGACAUGCAUGUCGAACGUACACCGGAUAUUUAGAGACUACGCCGCCAACAUCAUUCAAACGGCACUCAAUCUACGACUACCUAUAUCCUUGGAACCUGGCAAGGAGGUCGCCCAUAAGGCAGCACUAGUCCCGGAGCUCUUGAAGAACCUGAACUUCUUGCACAAGUCGGAGCUGGGUGAGGACGGCGUCGAACGGCUGCUGCUGCUGGAGGCUGAUUAUUUUGUCGAGAUGAUUGUCGACGUCAUCUGGCAAAAAGGUCUUCAUGAGUAUAUUGACCCGCUCCGACUCGACAGCGCGAUCGCCCUCGCUGGGGCUGCAUUGCAGAAUGCACUGAAAGCUUACCGGACGGGCAGGUUUGAGUCCGUCGACGCGUCGGCAGAACAAUUCUACGACACAUACCAUGCGAUCCUGGAACUCAUCGUGACGUGGGGCCGUGAGCGCAUGGGUCUUGAUCUCACUGAUUCGAACGACGACGACGAUUAG